AUGGCGGGCCUCAUGCGAGAGACCCUGGCCCAGGAGGCACGAGACGACCUCGCAGCAAUAUUGGCGGAGACCGCCAAGUCCUCUAACCUCAAGGGGACGGUGGUCAAAGCCAUAAAAGAGGCCGUCAGGAAGGUGGAAGGAGCCGUCAAUUUCCUUCACCGUGGAGAGACGGCGACAGAGGCGGCGCGGCGGAUGUCGGAAGACAACCGCCGGAUGAGGGGGGCAGCUCGCUGCUCUGGAAACGGAGAUGAAGGCCCUGAGGGGGGCCUACUCCGCUGCUAUGGCCAAGGCCAAGGCACAGGUGGCCCCACCGCCGUGCAGCUCCGCGGAGAUGCACGCGGGAGUGAGGGAGGCCAUCGACGAUCUCAGGCGGGACAUCUUCUCCUCGAUGAGGAAUAUGAUCGACGCCCGCCUAGGGGACAUCGAAAGACGCCUCCCUGCGGAGUACCUGCGCCCCCCCCUGGGCGGCAGAACAGGGGCACCCCCGAGGCGACGCCUGCCGUCACCGCAGUCGCCCCGAGGUUGCUCCCCUCCGCCGCGGCCUCCGAGUCGACGCCGGGCCCCUCACUGGCUCGAAACGCGCCUGCCGGCCAGCGGCCCAGCAAGAAGGCCAAGAGGAAGGCUCCCCCGCGGAAGGUAGUCGGCCGCAAGGCCAGAAAGGCCAAAACGGCAGCUGCCGCCCCCCAAGCGGCACGGGCCCCCGCCAAGGCGGCCCCUAAGACGGCUCCCAGACCCAGGGCUCUCGCCACCCCAAGAUCAUCGGCGGUGGUGAUCACGCUGAGGCCCGAAGCGGUGGCGGAAAAGGGGGCCACUUACAAGGUGGUCCUUGAGGCGGCGACCGCUGCGGUCGACUUGGGCAGCCUCGGCAUCCCGCACGUGCGGGUGCGGAAUACCCAGACGGGUGCCCGCAUAGUCGAGGUGCCCGGGGCGACCAGCGCCGAGAAGGCCGACACCCUGGCGGCCAAGCUGGAGGAGGCGAUCGGGGGGCUGGCGACAGUAACGCGGCCUACCAAAACCGCCGAUCUAAGGGUCACCGGUUUUGACGAGUCAGUGACCCCGGAGAAGAUCCGGGCGGUGGUGGCCGCGAAGGGCCAAUGCCCCCAGUCCGCCGUGAGCGUGGGAGCCGUCAGACUGGCCCCCAACGGGAGGGGGUCAGCCCUCGUCCGCUGCCCGGUGACGGCAGCCCAACGGGUGGCGGCUGCCGGCCGCAUAUUGGUGGGGUGGUCCUCCGCCGGGGUCCAUGUGAUGGAGCCCCUCCCCAUGCGCUGCUUCAGGUGCAUGGGGAUUGGUCACACCAGAGCCCUCUGCCCGUCCAGUGUGGACAGGAGCGGGCUCUGCUUCAGGUGUGGCCAGGUGGGACACUCGGCCUCCGGGUGCACGGCGACCCCGCGGUGCUCGGUCUGCACCGCGGCUCGCCGUCCAGCGGACCACGUGAUGGGGGGGCGAUCUUGCGCUCCCUCCCCCACCAAGGGCAAGUCGGCGGGGACCACAGGCCCCCCCCUAUUGAGGGACAAAGUAUGGAGCAGUAAUGCCAGCACGCCACCAUAUUAUACUGCAGGGUAA
Hyposmocoma kahamanoa is the source of this 1563-nucleotide messenger RNA. RefSeq lists its product as uncharacterized. The transcript is spliced from 2 exons. Bases 1 to 1563 code for a protein of 520 amino acids. The record is from RefSeq and is a predicted model, not a curated record. Gene Ontology annotation, molecular function: nucleic acid binding; zinc ion binding. Lineage: Eukaryota; Metazoa; Arthropoda; Insecta; Lepidoptera; Cosmopterigidae.